AUGGCUAUUUUUCAGCAAAGUACUUUGUCCGCCAUCGUGGCUGACACGGCGAGCGGGUACCACCUCCUCACGAUCCACGGGUACUCCCGGACCAAGGGCAUUCCCACGGGCGAGUUCGUGAGGUCCAGCGCCUUCACCAUCUGCGGCCACCGCUGGAGCAUCGACUACUACCCCAACGGCGCUCGCGCGGCGGUGGCGGACUACGUAUCCCUGUCGCUGAACCUCGACGAAGAUGUUUUGGAUGCGGUGAAGGCGCAGUACGAUUUCUGCAUCGCCGGCGAGGCGGAGGAGCCGGAGAACGUGGCGGAGCUGGCGUCGGCGCCGGUGGAAAGGUUCCCUUCCCGGACCGCCUCGUUGCACGCGAUGUUCGUCAAGAGGGAGCGCCUGGAGGGGUCCAGGCAUCUGAUGGACGACUCGUUCACCAUCCGGUGCGACAUCGUCGUCGUCCACAGCUACCGGGGGGCGUCGGAUGACGCCGUGGCCUUCGUCUCCGUGCCUCCUUGCGACCUGCGCUGGCACUUGGGCGAGCUCCUCAAGACCGAGAAGGGCGCCGACGUGGUGUUCGAGGUCGGCGGCGAGACGGUUGCGGCGCACCGGUGCGUGCUCGCCGCCCGCUCCUCGGUCUUCAGCGCCGAGCUAUUCGGACCGAUGAUAGAGGGAAAUGCCGCUGGCGUCGUGGUGCGCAUAGAAGACAUGAACGCGGAGGUGUUCAAAGGAAGAUGA
Messenger RNA from Lolium rigidum, 723 nucleotides. RefSeq names its product BTB/POZ and MATH domain-containing protein 1-like. Gene Ontology annotation, molecular function: protein binding. The record is from RefSeq and is a predicted model, not a curated record. The transcript has 2 exons. Bases 1 to 723 code for a protein of 240 amino acids. Gene Ontology annotation, biological process: protein ubiquitination. Lineage: Eukaryota; Viridiplantae; Streptophyta; Magnoliopsida; Poales; Poaceae.